AUGCCCGAUCUCGCAUUUCUUAUCAGAGGCAAAUUCUUCCCGCCCAAGCAAAUCACGACGACUUUCGAAGGAAAGACCGUCGUUGUGACUGGGUCGAACACCGGCGUGGGUCGUGCAAUCGCACUCAAAUAUGUCCAACUCGCCGCGUCAACCGUCAUUCUAGGGGUCAGGAGUCUGCAGAAGGGCGAAACAGCAAAAGCGCAGAUUGAAAAAGCGACCGGCCGGACAGGUGUUAUUCGAGUAUGGCAAUUGGACUUGGCUAGCUUCGGAAGCAUCGAUGCCUUCGCCAAACGAGUCGAGAGUCUGAACAGGGUCGAUGUCGCUGUUCUUAACGCAGGCGUCUUUCCGAGUACUUUCAAGCGAUCUGAGGAUGGCUGGGAGACAAAUCUCCAAGUCAAUACUCUUGGGACUGCGCUCUUAGCGAUCCUCCUCACUCCAAAGCUACUAGCAUCCCGUACUGCAGAGUCGCCCGCACAUCUAGUUGUAGUUGCAUCGUCAGGGCACAUCGACGUGCAGCUAAAACCCGAAAACAAAAAUCAGCUCCUCCAUGAAUACAAUAGCGACCUUGGCGUGGGACUAUAUUUUCAGCAUUUGUCCUCGAAGCUGUUCAUGAUGUGGAUAACAAGAGAGCUGGCGUAUCGCUGUGUCGAUUCCAAUGGCAAACCAACAGUGAUUGUGAAUGAUGCAUGUCCUGGUUCAUGCCGUUCUGACGUACUAAGAGAGUUCGACGGCACCCUGUUGGCCGUCGCCAAGGGCAUCUUCUCUUACCUGGUUUUGAGACCUGCGGAAUAUGGUGCUCGCGUGGUUGUUGGCGCAUCCACUUUAGGGGAGGAUUCGCAUGGAAGGUGGUGGUCUGCAGAUGGAAAUUACAGGCCACCUGGCAAGUACAUUACAAGCGAUGAAGGCAAGACCUUGCAGCAGGCAAUGUGGACUGAAGUUGUUUAUAUUCUUGAGGAUAAAAUUCCCCGAGUUAAGGAUAUAACUGCAAGUUUAUUUGAGCGGAGGCCUUUGUAG
Molecule: messenger RNA, 1014 nt
Organism: Trichoderma gamsii
Lineage: Eukaryota; Fungi; Ascomycota; Sordariomycetes; Hypocreales; Hypocreaceae
Exons: 2
Coding region: 1-1014 (337 amino acids)
Source: RefSeq, a predicted model, not a curated record